Phyllopteryx taeniolatus (common seadragon) is the source of this 7969-nucleotide messenger RNA. RefSeq names its product myc-associated zinc finger protein-like. The coding region runs from base 1281 to 2696 and encodes 471 amino acids. Lineage: Eukaryota; Metazoa; Chordata; Actinopteri; Syngnathiformes; Syngnathidae. The record is from RefSeq and is a predicted model, not a curated record. The transcript is spliced from 7 exons.
CAUGUAGUUGUCCUACUAGUAUGCCAAAGUUGUCCUACGGCGUACGAAGAGCGUAUUAGUACAUGGACCUUAAACCGGAUAGAUACGGCGUAGAGAGGCAUAAUGGCAAAACGUUCCUAUGUGACACAGUUGUCUAACUUAGUUGUGACUAACUAUUGCGGCGUACCGACCGGUACGUGUACCUGGAUGUCCUCGAUAUGGAAUAAGAGCUGCAACUGCUAAUAAUUGGCAUCCUUUGUGUGUUUCUUAUUUCGGCUAGCGUUGCCUGCAUUAGGUGGUGUUUGCUGGGGGCCGAAGUCUUGUACUGCUCGCCAAAUUUGGACCCGACGGAGCACAAGCUGAAAUGCGGCUCGACGCGCAGCCGAACGGGAAAUUUCUGUUCUUGCGGACGGACUCCGCUGUGACCGCAGCUUCGAUAGUACAGCUGUUGUUGACUUGCGCGCCUCGACGGAACCAUUUGAUCCGUUUUCCCAUUUGACUAUUUUCUCGUUUUAAGCGGCGGUUCGGCGCGGUCGCCUAAGAACCUCCCGGUGCCGUUCGUCUAUUUGUUGUCGAGUGUCGACGGACGCAAAACUGCGGCGGAGGGGUCGUCGGCUCGGCGCUCCCGAAUGUGGCUUUUAUUCGUCGGAAGAGGAGACCAUAACCGUGACCGAAUACUUUCCCUUUAAAGCAGAAAGGACGCAGCGGGACAAGACGAGAUUAAAAAAAAAAGGGGGGAAAGGAAGAAGGACAGCGAGGGAGGGAGGGAGGGAGGGCGAGAGGGACGGAGGAAAAAAAAAGAGAAAGAUGUUAUCCUGGCCAUUCAAACACCGAGGCGGAGCCAGGGACGGCGGCCGACCGGGAGCUUCCUAGUCUGGGGAGGAGCCCUACGCGAGGCCGAGGCUUGGAAUCCUUGCGAAGGCCUCCGGCGGAGCUGUCGCUGAUAAAUGUCUGCUGGCGAUCAUUAGCACGUUUACAUCAUACAUGAUCACAUCCAUCCUCCUCUCCAUUACUUUAUUGCUACUUUGCAUGCGGCAUUUUAUGACAGCAGACAUAAACAAAUGCCUGAAAAGGUACAAUUGGAACAGCCUGCGUUUUGGCGCAUCUAAAUUCAUCAUGUUUGCGGCAAAAUAGUCAAGAUGUGCGAUUUGGGCAAACCUCGUCCAGCGGUUACAGAAUAUUAUUACAAUUGAUCAUUUCUUUAGUCAUUUAGCUGCGACUGAGCGAGCUGUUUAUCGGUUCCUUUCCCGGCUGAGGAAGCCUCCGGGCGGCCUGCCGGCUGCUUGCUGGCCGCUUGCAGCAUGGACACUUCGUGGAGCAAUUUCCUCUUUCAGACGCCGGCGACUCCAGGCCAGCAGGAGGCGCCUCUGCAGGCGGAACUCCUGCCCGAUCUGAGCGGCUCGGCCGAAAGUCCCUUGGGCGAGCACCUGGUGACGCCGCCGUCCACCGUGGACACCGCCGCCCUCAGCGAGGAGCCGCUUCCCGUGAAAGCGUUGCCGCCCAAAGGGCCGCGCCCCGCCCACAUCUGCGCGACAUGCAACAAGGAGUUCAAGAAUAGCUACAACCUGCGGCGCCACCAGUCGGUGCACACGGGCAUCAAGAUGAAGGACCGUGCUGCCCGUGAGAAGGAGGAGGCUGGCGGCAAGGCGCUCCCCAAACAGAGCAUCCCCCUCUCCCUCCUUCAGCUCGCCCUGCCGCCACAGCAGCAGCAGCCGCCGGAGACCGCAUCCCCUGACGCCCUAGACGCCCUUCCCCAGCCUGGCCAGCAGGUGUCAGUGUCCAUCGCCCCGGUGACCAUCACCAUGGCGAUGCCGGCCCCGCAGCCCGUCCAGUCGUCGACGGUGGUGGUGGUGAGCGCCGUGGAGCAGAAUCCCAGCCCUGCCGCUGCCGCCCCUCCCAACCCCGGCGGCGCCAACCAGCAGGUGCGCAAAAACCACGCGUGCGAGGCAUGCGGGAAGGCCUUCCGCGACGUCUACCAUCUGAACCGCCACCGGCUGUCGCACUCGGAUGAGAAGCCCUACUCGUGUCCCGUCUGUCAGCAGCGCUUCAAGAGGAAAGACCGCAUGAGCUACCACGUGCGCUCGCACCAGGGUGGUGUCGAGAAGCCCUACGUGUGCCCGCAUUGCGCCAAGGCUUUCUCACGCCCGGACCACCUCAAUAGUCACGUGCGUCAGGUGCAUUCCACUGAGAGACCCUUCAAGUGCACGACGUGCACGUCAGCGUUCGCCACGCGGGACCGCCUGCGAGCGCACCUGAUCCGCCACGAGGAGAAGGUGCCAUGUCACAUCUGCGGGAAACUUCUCUCGGCGGCGUACAUCACGGACCACAUGCGGGUGCACAACCAAUCGCAGCACCACGCGUGCCACCUCUGCAACCGCAGCUUCACCACGCUGACAUACUUGCGGGUCCAUGCGCAGAAGCACCACGGCCAGGAGUGGAAGGAGAGCGGUGGCGCCCGUGGCGGCUUCGGUGGGGCGGGGCCUGGCGGGGUGCUCCUGUGCCAGCUGUGCGGUGUGCAGUGCAAGACCACCACCCAGCUGCAGGGCCACAUGGGUACGCACGCCAACCAGGCGGAGCCUGACCCUGGAGGCGUCGGCCCCGUGGGCGAAGCCCCGCCCGGCGUGGCCGUCGCCGUGUCCGGGGGAGGGGGUGGCAGCAGCACGGUGGGGCUGCUGGUGACUGACUGCUCCAGCAUCACCGCGCAGACGCACAGCUAGCACGAGCAGGGCGGCAGGGGGGAGGCGGGGUCAGCGUGUGGGGAACUCUUGAUGACAUCAUGAUGACGCCAUGAUACUGACAUCAUUAGAAACUGUUCGGUAUUUGGGGUCCAAGUGGGAUGAGGCUGAGAUCCUUGUGGCUACGUACAGUGGGUACGGAAAGUUUUCAGACCCCCUUCAAUCUUUCACUCUUUGUUAUAUUGCAGCCAUUUGUUAAAAUCAUUUAAGUUCAUUUUUUUCCUCAUUAAUGUACACACAGCACCCCAUAUUGACAGAAAAAAAACCAUAAUUGUUGAAAUUGUUGCAGAUUUAUUAAAAAAGAGAAAGUGAAAUAUCACACAGCCAGAAGUAUUCAGACCCUUUGCUGUGACACUCAUAUUGAACUCGGGUGCUGCCCAUUUCUUCUGAUCAUCCUUGAGAUGGUUCUACAGCUUCAUUGCAGUCCAGCUGUGUUUGAUUUUGCUGAUUGGACUUCAUUAGGAAAGCCACACCCCUGUCUAUGUAAGACCUUACAGCUCACAGUGCAUGUCAGAGCAAAUGAGAAUCAUGAGGUCAAAGGAACUGCCUGAAGAGCUCAGAGACAGAAUUGUGGCAAGGCACAGAGCUGGCCAAUGUCUGCUGCACUUAAGGUUCCUAAGAGCACAGUGGCCUCCAUAAUCCCUAAAUGGAAGACGUUUGGGAUGACCAGAACUCUUCCUUGAGCUGGCCGUCCAAUCAGAACCAUUGGGGGAGAAGAGCCUUGCUGAGAAAGCUAAAGAAGAACCCAGAGAUCACUGUGGCUGAGAUACAGACUUACAGUCGGGAGAUGGGAGAAAGUUCCCGAAAGUCAACCAUCACUGCAGCCCUCCACCAGUCGGGGCUUUAUGGCAGAGUGGCCCGACGGAAGGAAGCCUCUCCUCAGUGCAAGACACAUGAAAGCCCGCAUGCAGUUUGCUAAGAAACACCUGAAGGACUCCAAGAUGGUGAAAAAUAAGAUUCUCUGGUCUGAUGAGACCAAGAUAGAAAUUGUUGGUAUGUGUGGAGAAAACCAGGCACUGCUCGUCACCAGUCCAAUACAGUCCCAACAGUGAAGCACGGUGGUGGCAGCAUCAUGCUGUGGGGGUGUUUUUCAGCUGCAGGGACAGGACGACCGGUUGCAAUCGAAGGGAAGAUGAAUGCGGCCAAGUCCAGGGAUAUCCUGGACGAAAACCUUCUCCAGAGUGCUCAGAACCUCAGACUGGGCCGAAGGUUCACCUUCAAAAAAGACAAUGACCCUAAGCACACAGCUAAAAUACCGAAGGAGUGGCUUCAGAAGAACUGUUGGUCCGGGCUGGAACAAAACAAACAACACGUGUUUUUGAAUGGCCCAGCCAGAGUGCUGACUUAAACCCAAUUGAGCAUCUGUGGAAAGACCUGAAAAUGGUUGCCCACCAAUGUUCACCAUCACACCUGACUGAACUGGAGAGGAUGUGCAAGGAGGAAUGGGAGAUGAUCCCCAAAUCCAGGUGUGAAAAACUUGUUGCAGCAUUCCCAAAAAGACUCACGGGCUCUGAAUACUUUUGGCUGUGUGAUAUUUCAGUUUUUAUUUUUUAAUAAAUCUGCAAAAAUUUCAACAAUUCCGUUUUUUCCCCAUCCGUAUGGGGUGCUGUGUGUACAUUAAUGAGGGGAAAAGGAACUUAAAUGAUUUUAGCACCUGGCUGCAAUAAAACAAAGAGUGAAAAAUUGAAGGGAGUCUGAAUACUUUCCGUAGCCGCUGUAACUGUUAAAUGGAGUGUACUAAUAUAGCGUUUUAUCUACACCAUCACGGUGCCUAGAGCGCUUCACAGAUCACACAUUCACCCAUUCACGCACACAUUCAUACACCAAUGGGUUGCUGGUUCCGCUGGGAGUAAUUUAGGGUUCAGUGUCUUGCCCAGGGACUACGACAGCGGACAGUCGGAGCCGGGAUUUGAACCAUUCAGUCACUGGGCGACCCGCUCUACCAACUGAGCCACAGCAAUGUCGUUGUGAAUCAUUGUUGCUCAUUCCCUCCUCCAUAAUCAGUCGACUCCACUCGAUUUUUGUCUAGUGGACUGAGAUAGUUCCACCACGAAAAAUACCUUGAUCGUGGUUAGGGAGUUGGGCAUGAGUGAAUAAUUCUCAACGCAGUCUGAGUGGAGCUCCUCAAGUCACUUCAACAUUGUUCUCCUUGGCACCGAUAUGGUACAAAAUGUUGCCAAAGCACGACAUGAUGCUUCUCAGGUCACUUAAAAACACUUAGACAUACCUGGCAGCAGUGACUUAUGACUUGUCUUGAUCGCAGAACAAGCGUCAUUACCUCGUGUAGCGUGACGGAAUCAAAGAUUGCCGAUCUGGGACGCUUCAUGACCACGACUCAGUAAGUCUGGCAUGUCAGAAUUUGUGUUUUGUUUUUUCCGCAUAGUGAUGUCCUGCACUGGUCCUUUGAUAUGGUUCCUUCACAUUCACCAAUAGGAAGACAGAGUGCCCUCCAUGACUUCGGAGGUGGACAAAAAUGAAAGGAACGUGCUGUAUCGACAUUUUGCAAACAUACUUCUCUCACGUCACUAGAGUAGGCUAUACAUUCCCUCAUCCUUACUAUUUCCCCCUCCCGUUUAUAGUGAAGCUGAUAGCAAACGUUAGCUCGAAGCUAUUAGCAAACGUUAAGGUGUUCACAAAUUUGUUACUUCAAGUUCUGCUUGGAGGAUAGACAGCCAUACUCCCCUCUCCCGCCAUCCAGGAACGAGUCCAAAGUCUCUUUUCCCUGUCCAAGCAAAGGAUAGCCACCAUGACACAAAGUGCCUCCGUUGCCAUGACAGAUUGACAGCUGCUUUUGACCUGUGCCCUCACGGACCGUGCUCUCGGCCACAGCACACGAUGGUCCUUGUCAUACUUGCAUACACUCGCCUGGUACAAGAGACAGAACCAAUUUAUGACACCAUGUCUGGCAGUCUGAAGACCGUCGUGAACAACAAAAAAAAGUUGUGUAGUCUGAGCUUCGCCUUAGUUCCUUGGUUCCAAGAUGCUAGAAGAUGGUGGCAAAGCACUACCUGAAGCUCCUCAACUCACGUCAACAUAAUUCCUCAGCACCAAGAUGGCGGCAAAGCACUACACAAAGCUCCUCAGCUCACUUCAACAUAGUUCCUUGGCACCAAGAUGGCACUGAAUCACUAAAUGAAGCUCCUCAACUCACCUCAACAUAGUUCCUUGGCAAAAACAUGGCCCCAAAGCACUGCUUUAACAUUGAACGGUGCUUUGGCUUGAAAACCAAAAAAAGCGACUUCAGCAAACAACAGAGAAUAGGUUAAAAAAAAGAGGUACAUUUCAAAUACGCGAGGGAACACAAGAUACAUAUUUUUGCACCGUGACCCAUGAAUUUGUCUCGUGGUGAAAUGUAAACAAUACUAUGGAAACCUGAUUCUGUAUCUGCGCAAAGGAUCAUGUGAUAUAUUUACUUUUUCUCGUUACCAAUGGUUCGGUACAAUCAAGAUACAUGGUGGGAUACAUUGAGGGCGCUAGAUUUUUACACACUAUAGUGGACCUAGGACCUAGGUCCACUAUAGUGUGUCUUUAUUCGGGAGUCGGGAAUGAGUGAAUGAUCACUGCGUUCGAAAUCAUUCACUCAUCGGGAUUCAAGACCCAUUGUGGGAUACAUUUCUAGCCGACUUGCUAUAUCAGCCACUAUAUAUAGUUGAUAGGAAGGGAUUCCCAACACAGACAUCUCGGCCUCAUCGUGCUUGGCUUUGAUGACAUCAUGAUGUUAUCAGAACCUGCUCAGAAUUUGGGGGUCCAAGGCCUCAUAACGCUCGCACCUUCUCCUUUGUGUUACAUCAUCGACAUUUGCCGCCAACGUGCGGGGGCCAAGGCCAGCGAAGGGGACGUGAGGAAGAGAGUAAGAGAGACUCUCCAGACUUUGUAUAAAUUCCUGUUUUUAUCCGAAAAACAUUCCAUGGAUUCUCAUGUAUGCGUGAGACGCUGCUGGGAUUCUUCAGUGACGUCAGCAUGUGCGUGCGUGCGUGCGUGCAGUUUUUGUAUAUCAACAUUGAAUGUGCUCAAUGAUGAAUUGAACCUGUACUUUGUAAUUCCCCUCAGUGGUCCACUAAUAUGGAAGUAUAUCUGUGCCAGCUUCGUUUGAAUUUGAAUUUCUGACACUGAGUUUGUUCACCAUCAAUAUAUUCACAUUUGAAAAAUUCUGCGUAAAAAAAAAAAAACACCAACCUCUUCAAAUGUUCAGUGUAAAAUAAUUCAACAUCUCGAAAGUUCAACAUCCAAAAAUUCAACUUCUCAAAAAAGGUUAGUGUAGAAAAUGUGUAUGUUUUACUUCUUAAAAACAUUCUGUGUAAAAAAAAAAAAAAAAAAAUAAAAAAAUAAACUAAUCAUCUGCAAAAUUCUGUGUAAAAAUGUCAUCUCCCAGAAAUUUGGUAUAAAAUAAUUCAACAUCUAAAAAAAUCAGUGUAAAAAAGAUUAAAGAUCUGAAAAAGCUCACUGUAAAAAAACUGCAAACUAAAUUUCUGUGUAAAAAAAAAAAAUAUCAACAUUUGAAAAUUAUUUGAAAAAACUCCCCAAAAAUCUAAAAAUGAACAUCUAAAAUUUUUGUUUAUUUUUUUUUAAAUUAUGAAUGUAAAAAUAUCAUCCCCAAAAAAUGUGUGUAAAAAAAAAAAGUAAACAUCUAAACAAUUAAGUGUAAUAAAAUCUCAAAAUUUCAGUGUAGAGGUGCAGCGAUUGGCUACUAAUUGAUUAUGAAAUUAAUAAACUAUUGUGAUAAUUGAUUCAUCAUUUAGAGACCUUGUCUAACUGAGGAUGAUCCAAAUUGUCGGAAUUUCAACUUCUCAACAAUAUUGUCUGAGUUGUGAAGUCCUCCUUGAAGGCAUUAAAAUAAGACAUCUGCUUUUACUUUGGAAAACAAUGAUCAACAUUUUUGCCCAUUUUCUGACGUUACGGGCCAAACCAGCGACUGAAUCAUAAUCAAUUUAUGUUUGUGCAUUUUCUACACUCAGUUUGAAAUAAUGUCCUGUUUUUGAAUGAAGGCAUGGAAUUAUUAUUAUUUUUUAAUCAAAUUAAUUGGGAAAAAAAGAUUAAUCAGUGAUCAAAAUAUUCAUGGGUUGCAGUCCUAAUUCAGUGUAAAACAAUCAAUAAAACAAUAUCAAGAUUCCAGUGUAAAAAAUAAAAUAAAAAAUCAACGUCUAAAUUGAAAUGGGAACACAGAUGGCCCGGAUACGCUUCCAUCCAGUACUGUAAUCCCUUUUCCGUGCUUGUGCAUAAAGAUGCCCGUUGAGUGUAUUAAAUGCAGGAAAGUG